Molecule: messenger RNA, 2222 nt
Organism: Arabidopsis thaliana (thale cress)
Lineage: Eukaryota; Viridiplantae; Streptophyta; Magnoliopsida; Brassicales; Brassicaceae
Gene: CSK
Product: chloroplast sensor kinase
Exons: 9
Coding region: 130-1965 (611 amino acids)
Cellular component (GO): chloroplast stroma
Molecular function (GO): non-membrane spanning protein tyrosine kinase activity; protein tyrosine kinase activity
Source: RefSeq, marked reviewed
UCUGUUAAUACGAUGCCGUUUAGUUGUAGUUGUUUUGUGUGUAAACUAUAAUCGUAUAUCGAUCGUCUUCCUCGCGAGAGUUUCAGUCUCAGCCACAAAGUAAAGACUCCACUGUCGUCUUCCGUAGUGAUGCUUCUUUCUGCAAUCGCUUCUCAGACCCUUCUCUCAUCAAACCCUAAUCUACACUUCUCCAAUUCUAUUCCAAACCCUAGACCUUCUAAUCCCUCCCUUAAGCUCCUCAAUGCCUCUUCUUCUUCCUCCUCCUCGUCGUCGUCUUCUAUAUUUACACGCGGUCUCCGUUACGUAAACCACACUGUAUCUAAUGAAGAAUCAGAACCCGGAGGAGGAGAGACCAUGGUUGCUUCUGCUUCCGCUAUAGCUUCCGCGAUUCGUGGAGCUUCAACAACUCCUGUAGAGUUCACACAGAUGAUUGAGAAAGACCAUCUCAAGACUAAGAUUAUCUUGCCAAGUCCUGAUUUUCAACGGCUUUGUCUUGAGCAAUUAGAUCUCUUUCGUCAAAUCGUUGAUCCAAACGCAGUACUCUCGAUAUAUGUAAGACCAGCUGGUAGCUAUGUGAUGGAUCGAUUAGAGUUGCGUCGUGUCACUUGUUAUCCAAGUGUUAAUGCUGGAGACGUUGUGAUCUUAGUUGGAAACUUUGGUAUCCCUGCGGGUCUACGAGCAGCUGAAGCAUCACUUUCUAGUCAACAAGUAGAACUUGUGAGUAAACAUAGAGCUGCUGUGUUUCCAAUGGUGAAACACCCGUUUGUUGUCGGUUUCUUGGUUGCUGAGUUACCAGUAGAAGCCGAGGAGGAGGAGGAGGAGGAGGAAGAGGAAAAACCGCAUGGUGUAAAUCAGUUUCUUUCCCCUGAGGAAGCUUAUGCUUUGCCUGCUUCAGCUAAUACAAAAUCACCUAGAGUUAAACUUCCUUCUGUUAAGGUUUUCACUGAAGAGCAGAGAUCGUAUGCGAUUAAUAUUUCUCGGACUCUCGCUAUGGCUUAUGUCAUGGAUCAGAAAACAAUGUUACUUCAACAGUCAUCUUGGCAAAACAAUGUGAGGAUGAGUAAGCUAGUGGAGCAGAUCCGUGGUCCGCUCUCUACCAUGAGGACUUUAAGUAAAAUGCUUUCAACUCACACUAAGAGAAAUCAGAUUUCACAUGAUAUUGUGGAAGACUUAAUAGUUCAAGGUGAUCAAAUAAAGGAUACCCUUGAAGAACUUCAGGAUGCAGUUCACUUGACAAAGGCUAAUAUAGUGCGCCACAACGAAGAAGCCCUAAAGAAGAUAAAUAAAACACACAAUGAAACAAGGAGAUCAAAGUAUGAACAUAAGGACCCCAUUGAUGGCUCACAAAUCUCAAGUACACGCCUUUCCUUGGGUUCUGGAUUAGAUGAUUCAGAAAUGCCUAUGCCACCUCUUGCCCUGGCACCCCUACAAAUGCACAGUAUAAGACCAUGCGACAUUUCUAAUGUGCUUUUAGAUAUGGUCGAGACUGUGAGACCACUAGCACUUACUCAGCAAAGAGUAGUGGAGCUAGGUGAGAACUCAGCUUCCCUGCAAGUUGCUGUUGAAGAACCAGCUUUGAGGCAAGCUCUGAGCAACCUCAUCGAAGGUGCAUUGUUGCGCACUCAUGUUGGGGGGAAAGUUGAAAUUUUGUCGACCAGAGCUCCUGCUGGCGGUAGUCUUGUAGUAAUUGAUGAUGAUGGUCCUGAUAUGCGCUAUAUGACGCAAAUGCAUUCGCUAACACCAUUUGGAGCAGAACUCCUGUCGGAAAACAUGGUUGAAGACAAUAUGACAUGGAACUUUGUGGCUGGUUUAACCGUAGCCCGAGAGAUCCUGGAGAGUUACGGAUGCGUGAUCAGGGUUAUAUCACCUCGCAGCUCCGAUGCAGCCUUAGGAGCUGGCGGUACUCGUGUAGAGCUCUGGCUGCCUGCCUUCCCUGCAGCAGUAUCUGAAGCCAAUGAAGCAUAGGUUUUCAUUUCCAUCUCUUUGUGAAUCUUUUUAGUCUCGAGUCCGAUUUGUGGUGAAGCCAAUGUAUAGUCUAUUUUGUGAUAUGUUGAUCGAUGUGUAAUAACACCUUAAUAUGUACAUAAACCCAAAAGAGUCAUGUCUACAUAUGUGGACUUUGUAACGUAAAUAUAUAGCUCUAUUCUUAUGUAAGUGAUAUAGGAAGACUUGAACAAAAUUGAUUGCAAUUGUUUUUCAAUCUUCUUUUACCUUCAAAUGCC